This is a messenger RNA of Microthlaspi erraticum, 552 nucleotides long. The record is from the annotation of a GenBank genome assembly. Lineage: Eukaryota; Viridiplantae; Streptophyta; Magnoliopsida; Brassicales; Brassicaceae.
AUGAGGAAGCUCAAGCAUCAUGAGAAGAAGCUUAUACGCAAAGUAAAUUUCUUAGAAUGGAAAGGAGAAGAUGGGCAUCGGGACACCUUGAUUACGCAUCGUUACCACAUGGUUGAUCGUGACGAUUACAAAAAAUAUUCAGGAUUGUGUAGGAUGGUGCAGAAACUGACGAAUGUGAUGAAACAGAUGGAUCCAACAGAUCCUUUUCGGAUUCAGAUGACUGAUAUGCUUUUGGAGAAGCUAUACAACAUGGGUGUUAUACCAACUAGGAAAAGCUUGGCUUUAACUGAUCGGUUAUCAGUUUCAUCCUUCUGUAGGCGCAGGCUCUCGACUGUACUGGUUCAACAGAAGUAUGCAGAGCACUUGACAGAGGCAGUGACUUAUAUACAGCAAGGACACAUUCGUGUAGGACCAGAGACGGUUACGGAUCCAGCUUUCUUAGUGACUCGGAACAUGGAAGAUUUCAUCACUUGGGUUGAUUCUUCUAAGAUUAAACGCAAGGUGCUCGAGUACAAUGAUAAAUUGGAUGACUAUGACCUGCUCGCCGCUUAA